AUGCCCCCCUCCACCAACACCAUCAAAACCCGCCUCUGUCUAAUCUCCGACACGCACAGCCUCCCCCCGAACCCGCCAACAGACACACACAACCCCUACCGGCAUCCACUCCCAAGCUCCAACAUCCUCCUACACGCCGGAGACCUCACGAAAGUAGGCCGAUACUCCGAACACCUAGCCAUGCUCUCCAUGCUCAAGAACGCCCCCGCGGAACUGAAGCUCGUGAUCGCGGGAAACCACGACAUCACGCUCGACGAGGAGUACUAUAACCGCGUGGGGCAUUACCGCCACCGAUAUCGCAGCGGAUACACGGCGCCGUCGGCGACGUAUGGCCGGGAGAAGUUCAUCUCAGGAGGCGGGACGGAGGCCGAGGAUGACGGCGCGGUGGAGGACCCCGCGGCGAUAAAGGCGCUGUGGACGAGUCCCGAGGCGGAGGCCGCGGGGGUGCGGUAUUUGGAGGAAGGGACGAGGGAGUUUCGCCUGACGACGGGGGCCAGGGUUCGGGUUUAUGCGUCGCCGUAUACGCCGGCGUUUUGUGAGUGGGCGUUUGCGUAUGAGCGCGAAGAGGAUCGGUAUGGGGGUGUUGAGGGGGCGAGGAACCCCGUGCCGACGUUCCCGCCGGGCGUGGAUGUGAUGCUGACGCAUGGUCCGCCGUAUGGAAUUCUGGAUCAGGUGGUGCCUGGGCAUGAGAGUGUGGGGUGUGAGCAUCUAUAUCGGGCGGCGGAGAGGGCGAAGCCGCGGGUGCAUGUGUUCGGACAUAUUCAUGAGGGCUACGGGGCGAGGCGGUUCGAGUGGAGUACGCAUAAUCGGUCGAUGAUUCAGGUUGACGAGUCGACGGCCAGGGAAGAGCGAUGUGCGUAUGUGGAUGUCAGCGAGAGCUCGCCAAAUCCGUUGCGCAUGGGCAAGGAGACGCUGUUCAUCAAUGCGAGCGUCGUGACGGUGCAGUAUGAGCCGGCCAAUGCGCCGUGGGUGGUGGACGUGGAUCUACCGCUGGAUGAGGGCAAUUGA
This is a messenger RNA of Aspergillus melleus, 1008 nucleotides long. Its product is annotated as metallophosphatase domain-containing protein. The transcript has a single exon. Gene Ontology annotation, molecular function: hydrolase activity. NCBI's taxonomy places the organism in Eukaryota, Fungi, Ascomycota, Eurotiomycetes, Eurotiales, Aspergillaceae. Bases 1 to 1008 code for a protein of 335 amino acids. The record is from RefSeq and is a predicted model, not a curated record.